Messenger RNA from Piliocolobus tephrosceles (Ugandan red Colobus), 1795 nucleotides. It is a transcript of the gene DMRTC1B, whose product is annotated as DMRT like family C1B. The transcript is spliced from 9 exons. Gene Ontology annotation, cellular component: nucleus. Bases 773 to 1351 code for a protein of 192 amino acids. Gene Ontology annotation, biological process: regulation of DNA-templated transcription. The record is from RefSeq and is a predicted model, not a curated record. NCBI's taxonomy places the organism in Eukaryota, Metazoa, Chordata, Mammalia, Primates, Cercopithecidae.
GCGGCGCCCGCCCAUUCCCACAGCUCCGGGAAGACCCGGGCGGCGGAGGCUUAGCCCCCUCCCCUCCCGCUUCCUCCUCUUCCUCCUGCCGGUCUGAGGGCGGCGGUCUCCGACUCAAGACCCUGGGGCUCCGGGUCUUCUCAGCAGCCGCCGCAGCAGCCGCGGCGACGUCACUGUCUUCGCGGCCUGGCACACAGCGCUCAGGCCGCCGAAUGCCGGUGGACGCGCAUCUCUUCCCAGAGUUCCUGCUUCCUGGGCCAGCCAAAGCCGCAGACGCAGCCAACUGCCACCAGGUGGCAGAACAAGACGAGAAAACUGCCCCACCCAGUCCCCGAGCCCCUUCUGCGGCAGUUUUUGGGGACAUUUGGGCAGCAGGGAUGUCUCCUCUUCUCUGCACUGCAUGCACCCAGGAAAGGCCAUGUGACGUCUUAGCAAGAAGGAGGUAAACCAUGAGGAGAGCCUUCAGCAGAAACCAAAUCGGCUAGCACCUUGAUCUUGGACUUCCCAGGUGGCAGAACUGUGAGAAAAUAAAUGUCUGUUGUUUAAGUCACCCAGCCUGUGAUAUUUUGUUAUGGCAGCCCGAGAAGACUAAUAUACCAACCUAGCGAUUUUUCAAAGAAAUGAGACCCGGGCUGGCCCAGGAGGCCAGGCUGCUCAGUCCCCGAAGCCUGAUGGCAGAGAGCACCUCAGGGUCUUGCCUGCUGUGAGUGCCUUGAAGAGGGAGCAGCGGGCACGGCCAAAGAGACACCUGGCUCAAGGACCAAUAAGGAGUAUGGCUGCCCCUCCCAAAGCUCCCAUCCGUGUCAGGAAUUUGACCAUCAGAGCAGGAGCCCUCACUGGGAAGGAGAACAACAUGCUGCAGCCCGAGACCCACAUCUUCACAGCCUCUGAGGAGGGGAGCUCCCAAGGGGCUCUGCUGCUUGGCCAGGCCCCAGAAUCUUUGUCUCUGCCUUGUACUCCAGUGACCUUGGAGCAGCAACUGGUUUCUCCUUCUGGAGAUCCCCACAGGGCCCCUGCCCUGCCCAGCAUAUGCUCAACUCUGAUCCUCCAGCCCUGUGCCACCCUUGACCCUCUUCUACUGCAGCCACAGGUCCCCAAAAUCUCUGACCAGGCUUUGGUUUCUGCCCACUCAGAGUGGCAGCGGAAACUAGAGGCCGCUGAGGCUCUGCUGACUCUGAGAAACUCUGCCCAGGUCCCUCCUGACUCCAUCUCCCUGCACCAGCCUUGCAACCCACCAGCUCCUGCUGGAGAUAAAGGAUUCCAGCCUCCCAGCCCCUCUCUCCGCCCCAGGCCAGCCAGCUCCAUCUCGCUGCCUAUUGGACAUCUGGGAUGCAUCUCCCUCUUGAGCUAGGAACCCAGGGGAGGAGGCCUCAACAGAGCACUGCCUAUUUGGUAUCCAGUUUCUGAAUGUGCAAAAUGGUUAACGUCCAAAACGCUUAACAUCUUUUUUUGUUUGUUUGUUUUUCUUUAAGCCUUCAGGUGUUUUAUAAGCUUUUUAUUAUAUGGGGCAAUUCCUUGACUGAAGGUGGAUAUUCUUGUACCUCUAUCCCUUACUCUUUUGGAUGCCGGGGCCUUUUUCUGUUUCAUAAAGACAGGAUUGUGCAAUCUAAGUUGAUCAGUCUCUCAGUGGGAUUCUGUGUGGGUUCAUAUGCCAGAGUUUUUAUACGUCUUGUGAUUGCUGACAUACCUGAGCACUCAUGUGUGUACCCAUGCUUGUGGAAACAUGAAGAUGUUUUCGCUUUGUGUCUAGGUUUAUGUACGUGAACAAAUAAUAAACCCUUGUUGUUAUAAGGCA